UCUCAGAAUCAAGAAAUGGAUUCAUCAGACUCUGUUCUUCCUCUUGACGUUUCUGUUCAUCUCCCAGUUAUCGAUUUCUCAGACAAAACCCUAAAACCAGGAAGCUCGAAGUGGGAGGAAGUAAAGAUUGAUGUCCGUAAAGCUCUAGAAGACUACGGUUGUUUCCAAGCUUCCUUUGACAAAGUGUCAGCGGAGCUGAAGAAGUCUGCUUUUGAAGCCGUGGAAGAGCUUUUCAAGUUGCCGAUUCAGACCAGACAGAGAAACGUGUCUACGAAACCCUUCCAUGGGUAUCUUUCUCACAAUCUUUAUCAGAGUUUUGGGAUCGAUGACGCUAAUGUUUUGGACAAGGUCAACGACUUUACUCAACAGUUAUGGCCUGAUCAUGGGAACAAGAGUAUUAGAGCAUCAUUACUCGAGUAA
Molecule: messenger RNA, 420 nt
Organism: Camelina sativa (false flax)
Lineage: Eukaryota; Viridiplantae; Streptophyta; Magnoliopsida; Brassicales; Brassicaceae
Source: RefSeq, a predicted model, not a curated record